Messenger RNA from Apaloderma vittatum (bar-tailed trogon), 1005 nucleotides. RefSeq names its product proline-serine-threonine phosphatase interacting protein 2 (gene PSTPIP2). Gene Ontology annotation, cellular component: cytoplasm; actin filament; plasma membrane. Gene Ontology annotation, biological process: actin filament polymerization. The transcript has 14 exons. The record is from RefSeq and is a predicted model, not a curated record. Bases 1 to 1005 code for a protein of 334 amino acids. Lineage: Eukaryota; Metazoa; Chordata; Aves; Trogoniformes; Trogonidae. Gene Ontology annotation, molecular function: actin filament binding.
AUGCGAGAGGCACGGUUCAGGGACCACUUCUGGAGUACGGAUCUGACAAGCACGGCUGGCUAUGACAGCAUCAUUCAACAUCUGAAUGAUGGCAGGAAGAACUGCAAAGAGUUUGAAGAUUUUCUGAAGGAAAGGGCAAUUAUAGAAGAAAAAUACGGCAAAGAGCUCAUUAACUUGUCAAAGAGGAAGCCCUGUGGGCAGACGGAGCUGAACACGCUGAAGAGAUCCCUGGACGUCUUCAAGCAGCAGAUAGACAAUGUGGGACAAGGUCACAUCCAGCUGGCACAAACUCUUCGGGAGGAAGCAAAGAAAAUGGAGGACUUCAGGGAAAAGCAAAAGCUGCAUCGGAAAAAGGUAGAGCUGAUAAUGGAAGCAAUUCACAAAAACCGGAAUUUGCAGUACAAGAAGACCAUGGAGUCCAAGCGUCUCUACGAGCAGCGCUGCAGAGAUAAGGACGAGGCGGAGCAGGCUGUGCACCGCAAUGCAAACCUGGUAACGCAGAAGCAGCAGGAGAAGUUGUUCCUGAAGCUGGCUCAGACAAAAUCAGCUCUGGAGGAUUCUGACAGGAGUUACCAGCAGAGCAUUACCACAUUGGAGAAGAUCCGGGAAGAAUGGCAGAAAGAGCACAUCAAGGCCUGUGAGUUCUUUGAGGCUCAGGAGUGUGAGAGGAUCAACUACUUCCGCAACGCUCUCUGGCUUCACGUUAACCAGCUCUCCCAGGACUGCGUCCAGAAUGAUGAGAAAUACGAGGAAAUCCGCAAGAGUUUAGAAAAUUGCAGCAUUGAGAAGGAUGUUGAUUUUUUUGUAAAUUUACGCAAAACUGGAAGUUUGGCUCCGGCUCCUGUUGUUUAUGAAAACUACUAUAAUGCACAGAGAAAUGCAACUCCUGUGAGAAGUCCGGUUCCUGUACCUAUAUCAAGGAGGGGACCUCUACCCACUCCAACCAGUGCUCCAGGUGAGCCCAACUAUGCCACAAUUGAUGGCUACAGCUUGAUACAUCACUAA